Echinococcus granulosus is the source of this 264-nucleotide messenger RNA. RefSeq lists its product as hypothetical. The coding region runs from base 1 to 264 and encodes 87 amino acids. The record is from RefSeq and is a predicted model, not a curated record. The transcript has 3 exons. Lineage: Eukaryota; Metazoa; Platyhelminthes; Cestoda; Cyclophyllidea; Taeniidae.
AUGGCGAAGCAAGGUGCUAAUAGGGCGGAGUCAUUGCUGGAACGGAGUGAGGACGAAGAGGGCGAAUGCGCAGUACGGUGGGCUCUCGCUGAACUCACCUGCGUCCUCGAAGUGACAAGCAAAAAAUUGGACUGGGAGGAGCCUGCCACCCUGCUUCGAUUAAAAGCCUCGGCUCGCAAUGCUGACGACUCUUCCUCUCCUGCAUUCACAACUCAUCUCUCCUCCUCUGCUGCUGCUUUUGCACGUCCCUCAUCAUCAUUUUAA